GUAUUUGGUCAGCGGAGACCCUCAUUUAUACAUUUUUUAGAUGGUUUUAUUUGUAUACGCCAGAAAAUGGAUGCGAAACAUAUAUCAAAUUCUAAAGAAACAGACGAAGACAAGAUAGAACAGGCGGAAAGAUACAAAGCGGAGGGCAAUGAAUUGUUUAGAAAUGGUGAUUUCAAACCUGCAAUCAAAAAAUAUCAUUAUGGCUUAUUGUAUAUCAAAGGCAUCGGCGAAAAGCAUCCGGUUACAGGAGAGCAACAUAUUUUGACAAGUGAAUGGAAAUUACGUCACGAUCAAAUGAAGUUUGGUUGUUAUAAUAACCUAGCAGCUUGCUUGAUGAAAGAGAGAAAAUGGGAAAAAGUGAUAGAAUAUUCUAAUAAGGCUUUAGAAGUUCAACCAGAUAAUCUGAAAGCAUGGUUUCGAACUGCGCAAGCACACUUUCACUUGGGAAAUUUGGAUAAAGCACUGGAAGGGAUAAAAAAGGCUGAAAAGAUUGAGCCAACUGAUGUAAAUGUCAAAAAGUACCAUGUAAAAAUUGAGCAAGAACUGCGGAAAUAUAGAGACAAAGAAAAGGCAAUUUAUGCUGGAAUGUUCAAGUAAUGAGGAUAACAAUUUAAAUACAAAAUAUUUAUUACAAGCAUUGGGUAUUGAAAUGUUUUAGAUAUUGAAAUUUUUUAUAUUUUAUUGAAAGACAUUAAUGUAUCAAAAUUUCUUCAAUAUAAGUUAUUUGCAUGGAAUUUAUGUAACCUUAAAAGCCAAUCCUGCCAAAAA
This is a messenger RNA of Xenia sp. Carnegie-2017, 768 nucleotides long. RefSeq names its product tetratricopeptide repeat protein 9C-like. Gene Ontology annotation, molecular function: protein binding. The transcript has 4 exons. The coding region runs from base 67 to 597 and encodes 176 amino acids. The record is from RefSeq and is a predicted model, not a curated record. NCBI's taxonomy places the organism in Eukaryota, Metazoa, Cnidaria, Anthozoa, Malacalcyonacea, Xeniidae.